AUGCUCGGCACAUGCCAGGCCUUGCGCCGAGCGGAUUCAUGGCGCGUGCCGUUCCUUCCCUUUGCCCUCCAUUCCCUCACCCCGCCAUCCCCUCUCUCUGCCCUCCCUUCCUUCGCUCUGCCCUGCCAAAUCCCCUCUCUGUCAUCCCCUCGAUGUGCCCUCCCUUCCUUCACUUUGCCCGCCAUUCCCUCACCCCGCCAUUCCCGCUCUCUGCCUGACGUUCCUUCGUUCUGCCCUGUCAUUCCCCCUCUCUGUGCCCUCCUUUCCUUCCGGAAACUCGCUGCUCCUGCUCAUGUUUUCAUGCCCCACACUCUCCCCGCCCCACCCUCUCCCUAUCCGCCCCACCCUCUCCCUAUCUGCCCAACUCUCUCCCUAUCCGCCCCACCCUCUCCCUAUCCGCCCCACCCUCUCCCUAUCCGCCCCACCCUCUCCCUAUCCGCCCCACCCUCUCCCUAUCCGCCGCACCCUCUUCCUUUUUUCUAA
This is a messenger RNA of Closterium sp. NIES-65, 483 nucleotides long. The record is from the annotation of a GenBank genome assembly. NCBI's taxonomy places the organism in Eukaryota, Viridiplantae, Streptophyta, Zygnematophyceae, Desmidiales, Closteriaceae.